CAUCAUACUUGGUGGCCUUGGCUGCCUAACGAUCGUCUUGUAGACCUCAUCCUCGGAUAUCCAUGUCUCCUCACACGAGCUUUCCUCACGCUGGAGAUGCAUCUCGCGUUCGAGCGUGUUGAAUCAAACUUCCCAUGACAUCAUUCCCCAGAGAGCUCCUGCCGUCUUCGAUUUAUCGAUAGUUGAUUAGCAAUGCACUUUUGUACCCCUCUCGGCUAAGUAAUCAAAAUGCUCCUUCUCUUUAUUGCUCUACUUCUAUCAUUCCCAAACACAUACCCAUAACAACAGCACAUCACCAUGCCUGCAAUCGAAAAAGGUUCGACCGUCUUGGUCACUGGCGCUAAUGGCUUCAUUGGAUCUCACAUCAUUGAUCAGCUUCUUCAGUUGGACUACAAGGUUCGCGGCACUGUGAGAACUGAAGCAAAGGGUAAAUGGGUCCAAGAUUACUUCGAUGAGAAGUACGGACAUGGCAAGCUCGAACUCGUUGUUGUCCCCGACAUGAGCAAGAAGGGUGCUUUCGAUGAUGCCGUCAAGGGCUGCUCCGGCGUUGCUCAUGUCGCUUCCAACCUGUCCUUCUCCAAAAAUCCCAACGAUGUCAUUCCCGAAGUCAUUGCUGGUGUAACCCACACUCUCGAAGCUGCCAACAACGAGCCUUCUGUCAAGCGCUUUGUUUUCACCUCAUCUUCGACCGCCGCCACCAAUCCUGUACCCAACAAGGAGUUCAACAUCGAUGCUUCCACAUGGAACCAGAUUGCCAUCGACAAGGCUUGGGCACCCCCACCAUACACCGAGGCCGACAGAGGAUGGAACGUCUACGGUGCAAGCAAGACUCAGGCAGAGCAAGAGGUUUGGAAGUAUGUCAAGGAGAGCAAGCCUCACUUUGAAUGCAACACCAUCUUGCCCAACGCCAACUUCGGUCCCAUCCUCGACAAGGAUCAGGAUGCAAGCACAGCUGGAUGGAUCAGAGACAUAUUCACAAAGGGCUUUGCUCCUCAGCUUGAGCAGAUCCCACCACAAUGGUUCGUUGAUGUCCGCGACACUGCCCGUCUACACAUUGCCGCCUUGAUCGAUCCCGAAAUCAAAGAUGAACGUAUCUUCGCCUUUGCCGAACCCUACAACUGGAACACCAUCCUCGCCAUCAUGCGCAAGGUUCGCCCCGAUGGAAAGGUACCGGAAGAUCUCAAAGACAAUAGCAAGGACUUGAGCAAGGUUCUGCCCAAGCCUCGUGCAGAGCAGAUCCUGAAGAAGAACUUUGGUCAGGAUGGCUUCAAGGGUCUCGAGGAGGCCGUCAAACUGAACAUCCAGAACCUGUAGAAGACUGCGGCACAUCGAGAUGAUGCCUCAAGAUAUCGUAACCUACAGCAAUGGUUGCGUGGCCCAAUGGCAAGGCGCUUGACUACGAAUCAAGAGAUUCCAGGUUCGACCCCUGGCGUGAUCACAUCUUCUUUUGCUUUUUGCAUGUCGAAACUGGCGAUGUUUCGAGGGUGGUGACAAUUUUUUGCACCGAGUCUUAGAGCGUGUCGAAGCGGGAAGCUCGGACGCAGCGUUUUGCUUGGCAAAACAUGCUCGACAGCGGUAUGACCCUGGCAAUCAAUUGUUAUGUCUCUACAAAUGAUCACCCUUUUGGUACUAGAUGAUUCGAUUAGGGAGCUCCACCUGUCAAAAUGCAUAGUUUUCUCAAGAUUAGUAUGAUUGUCUGUAGAAAGCCGAUG
Messenger RNA from Aureobasidium pullulans EXF-150, 1712 nucleotides. RefSeq names its product NAD(P)-binding protein. Bases 298 to 1314 code for a protein of 338 amino acids. Gene Ontology annotation, molecular function: oxidoreductase activity, acting on the CH-OH group of donors, NAD or NADP as acceptor. The transcript has 3 exons. The record is from RefSeq and is a predicted model, not a curated record. Lineage: Eukaryota; Fungi; Ascomycota; Dothideomycetes; Dothideales; Saccotheciaceae.